Messenger RNA from Sinocyclocheilus rhinocerous, 3438 nucleotides. Its product is annotated as 116 kDa U5 small nuclear ribonucleoprotein component-like. Bases 135 to 2999 code for a protein of 954 amino acids. Gene Ontology annotation, biological process: mRNA splicing, via spliceosome. Gene Ontology annotation, cellular component: U4/U6 x U5 tri-snRNP complex; U2-type catalytic step 2 spliceosome; cytosol. Gene Ontology annotation, molecular function: GTPase activity; U5 snRNA binding; GTP binding. The transcript has 28 exons. NCBI's taxonomy places the organism in Eukaryota, Metazoa, Chordata, Actinopteri, Cypriniformes, Cyprinidae. The record is from RefSeq and is a predicted model, not a curated record.
GUCACCAACGUACGACAUACGUUGCUCUGAGUGAGGACCUCGCGGUGCGUGGUUUGGAAACAGUACGAGGAAUAACUUUGAAACAAUAAUAAAAUUACCCCAGGCAUAAAGUUUCCCAUGCAGAGCUCGACAGCAUGGAGACGGAUCUUUAUGAUGAGUUUGGAAACUAUAUUGGACCAGAGCUGGACUCUGAUGAAGAUGAGGAAGUAGAUGCAGAUGACCGGGAGGCUGAUGAGGCAGAUGAGGAGGAGGAUGAUGAAGACCAGGCUGAGGUUGAUGAGGAGGAUGGUGGCGGUAUGGAGGUGGUUCUGCAUGAGGAUAAAAAGUACUAUCCCACAGCUGAGGAAGUUUAUGGUCCUGAGGUGGAGACUAUCGUCCAAGAAGAAGAUACACAACCAUUGACAGAGCCCAUCAUAAAACCUGUGAAGAUGAAGCGGUUUACUCUGAUGGAGCAAGAGCUUCCCGCCACCGUCUAUGACAUGGAGUUCCUUGCUGAUUUGAUGGACAGCUCAGAACUGAUCAGAAAUGUCACCUUGUGUGGACACUUACACCAUGGCAAGACUUGCUUUGUGGACUGCCUCAUUGAACAGACACAUCCUGAAAUCCGCAAGAGAGAUGACUCUGAUUUACGAUACACAGAUAUCCUCUUCACAGAGCAAGAGAGGGGAGUUGGCAUCAAGAGUACGCCUGUAACCAUGGUUCUGCCUGACUCCCGGGGCAAAUCUUACCUUUUUAACAUAAUGGACACGCCAGGUCAUGUGAAUUUCUCUGAUGAGGUGACAUCAUCAGUCAGACUGUCUGACGGCAUUGUGCUUUUCAUUGAUGCUGCUGAGGGGGUGAUGCUAAACACUGAGCGACUGAUCAAGCAUGCAGUGCAGGAGAAGUUGGCCAUCACUAUCUGUAUUAAUAAAGUGGAUCGUCUGAUCGUGGAGCUCAAGCUGCCCCCUACAGAUGCCUACUACAAACUGCGCCACAUUGUGGAUGAGGUCAACGGCUUGCUGAGCACAUACUCCACUGAUGAGUCUCUGAUUGUGUCUCCCCUGUUGGGGAACGUGUGUUUCGCUUCCUCACAAUACAGCAUCUGCUUCACUCUUGGCUCCUUUGCCAAAAUCUAUUCAGACACCUACGGUGACAUCAACUACAUGGAGUUUGCUAAAAGACUGUGGGGAGACAUUUACUUCAACCCUAAACCGAGGAAAUUCACAAAGAAAGCCCCCAACAGCAACUCUCAGCGCAGCUUUGUUGAGUUCGUACUAGAGCCGCUGUACAAGAUUCUUUCACAGGUGGUGGGGGAUGUGGAUACGUCUCUGCCUCGUGUGUUGGAUGAGCUCGGCAUUCAUCUGACUAAAGAGGAAUUAAAGCUCAACAUCAGACCUCUGCUGCGCCUUGUCUGUAACCGCUUUUUUGGAGAGUUUACAGGCUUUGUGGACAUGUGUGUGCAACACAUACCGUCUCCUCAGGGGGGUGCCAGAGCCAAGAUAGAGCACAGCUACACAGGUGGACUGGACUCAGACCUCGGAGAGACAAUGUCUGAGUGUGAUCCUGAUUUCCAUGCGUUUGGUCGAGUCCUGAGCGGAACCCUGCAGGCGGGCCAGCCGGUGAAGGUUCUGGGAGAGAACUACAGCCUGGAAGAUGAGGAGGACUCACAGAUCUGCACUGUCGGACGCCUGUGGAUUUCUGUCGCUAGGUAUCAGAUUGAAGUGAAUCGUGUCCCUGCUGGUAACUGGGUGUUGAUCGAAGGGUGCGACCAGCCUAUUGUUAAAACGGCCACAAUCACAGAGCCCCGUGGAAAUGAAGAGGCUCAGAUCUUCAGGCCAUUGAAGUUUAACACAGCGUCAGUGAUAAAAAUUGCUGUGGAGCCGGUCAAUCCCUCAGAACUGCCCAAGAUGUUGGAUGGACUCAGAAAAGUCAACAAAAGUUAUCCGUCACUUACAACAAAGGUGGAGGAGUCAGGAGAACAUGUGAUUCUUGGUACAGGUGAGCUGUACCUUGACUGUGUAAUGCACGACCUGCGGAAGAUGUACUCUGAGAUCGAUAUCAAGGUGGCUGAUCCAGUAGUGACCUUCUGUGAGACUGUGGUAGAGACGUCCUCCUUGAAGUGUUUUGCUGAAACGCCCAAUAAAAAGAAUAAGAUUACCAUGAUUGCCGAGCCGUUGGAGAAGGGCCUAGCCGAAGACAUUGAGAACGAGGUGGUGCAGAUCACGUGGAACAGAAAAAAGUUGGGAGAGUUUUUCCAGACGAAGUAUGACUGGGAUUUGCUAGCAGCUCGUUCCAUUUGGGCUUUUGGACCGGACACAACCGGUCCCAACAUUUUAGUAGACGACACUUUGCCCUCUGAGGUAGAUAAAGCUCUUCUUGGCUCAGUGAAGGACAGCAUUGUACAGGGCUUCCAGUGGGGCACACGCGAGGGUCCUUUGUGUGAUGAACCAAUCCGCAACGUGAAGUUUAAGAUCCUGGACGCAGUGAUCGCACAGGAGCCGCUGCACAGAGGAGGAGGACAGGUCAUCCCUACAGCUCGCAGAGUCGUCUACUCUGCCUUCCUGAUGGCCACGCCCAGGCUGAUGGAGCCCUAUUACUUUGUGGAGGUUCAGGCCCCUGCUGACUGCGUUUCUGCUGUGUACACGGUGCUGGCACGCAGGAGAGGUCAUGUGACGCAGGAUGCGCCAAUCCCUGGCUCUCCUCUCUACGCCAUCAAGGCUUUCAUUCCCGCUAUUGACUCGUUUGGCUUUGAAACUGAUCUCCGCACACACACGCAGGGCCAGGCCUUCGCGCUCAGUGUGUUCCACCACUGGCAGAUUGUUCCCGGUGAUCCUUUGGAUAAGAGUAUUGUGAUUCGUCCUCUAGAGCCUCAGCCGGCCCCUCAUCUGGCCAGAGAGUUUAUGAUCAAAACCCGCAGGCGCAAAGGUUUGAGCGAGGACGUCAGUAUCAGCAAGUUCUUCGAUGACCCUAUGUUGUUGGAGCUGGCCAAACAAGAUGUGGUGCUCAACUACCCGAUGUGAUAUGACAAAUGAACUCAACUCAUCCCAUCAUUCCCCUUCAGCUUCACCAGACUUGCCCCUACUACAAAUCAAUCCAGUUCUGUAUGAUGGAAUUAAAAAAUGUCUUUUUUAUAUGUAAAGUGCUAGAAACAUCCACACCGAUUACUGUUGCUGUUGCCGCAGACUUUCCUAAAUUAACCUGCGACCUCCAGGAGCUCCCUUAUAAUUUUGUUCUUUGUUUAUUUUUAUAUUUGACAAGUGUUUUUGUAGUAUAAGAUAAUGUAAAGCACAGGCAAGUCUUUUUGAAAAGUGUCUGAAAUCUCUUUAAAAUCUUACAUCAUUUGUGUAAGUGUGAUUAAAAGGAUUUGGCCUGUGGAUCUAGAGUUUGAGGACAUUAUGGAUGUAUUCUUUGAUAUUGCCGGAAGGACUCUGAUGUGAAGGAGAAGAUGCUUUUGAUAUG